Molecule: messenger RNA, 2973 nt
Organism: Neodiprion fabricii
Lineage: Eukaryota; Metazoa; Arthropoda; Insecta; Hymenoptera; Diprionidae
Product: methionine--tRNA ligase, mitochondrial-like
Exons: 8
Coding region: 171-2783 (870 amino acids)
Biological process (GO): protein-containing complex assembly; methionyl-tRNA aminoacylation
Cellular component (GO): mitochondrion
Molecular function (GO): methionine-tRNA ligase activity; ATP binding
Source: RefSeq, a predicted model, not a curated record
GAAAAACUAAUCAGUCACUGAUAACAAAGAAGGUAAACGAUGCGCGGUAGUCCCCGUUACAAUAUGGCGAUUCGUGGUGUGCGAAACAGGUAGCCGCUUCGUAAUUUUUAAACUAUAAAUCGUGGUUGCGCAAUUGGUAGGUGGUUGUGAAUUGAAAUUUAUGACGAUAAAUGGCAUUAGUUCUGUUUCGCGCGGGACGAAGGCUGACUCUGACCGGUGUCGCAAGGAAUAUCACGAUUAAAGAAUCAGCAAGGGGGUCGAGAAGAUCGAUCAUGACUUCUGAACGAAAGCUAGAAAAGGCUUUAGACGAGUUGAAGACGAAUCCCUAUUUUGAAAAGUAUGCCGAGAAAAUAUCUAAGCUGCAAGAAACAAGCCCCGAAGAAUUUCUGAAAAAAAUUGCGGAGAAAGAGAAGAAGUUACGAGUCGAUAAAGAAAAACGUGAGGAAGCGCGAAAGUUUCAGCAAGCUUCUCAGGCAAAACCGUCUCUACCAGGCAUCAAUGUUGGCUUGCAAAAAAAAGAUGCUCGUCUUAAUGAUGUUAUGAAGGUUGAGCUGAUAGAGGGAAAAAGCAGAGACGAGAUUAUUCAAAUAUGGCAGGAAUAUCACAGACAAAAAGACUGCAUAUCGGGAGCGAUGUCUGCGCAACAAUACAAGAAACUCUUUGAGCGCGGGAAAGAAUAUCCUACAUUUUUGCUCCCCUUGCCUCGUUCAGAAGGGUACGAAUUUAUCCUGUCUCAAUUUUACGAUACCGAGAUACACAUGACUCCGUUAUUAUGGUAUCAAGUUCACAAAGAAAAUGCUCCAGAGUGUCUCUCAAUGACGCAUUACGCCGAACUUGCAGAGACAAAAGAUCUAGUGUUGAUGAGAGGAGAAUUCGACACAAACUCAAUAAACGUCCAAGAAGCUCAGUGCUUGGUAAAUGAAUUGCAGCUGUAUUAUGCUACCGAUGAUUCUGAUCGGCUAAGAAUGUUGGAAAAAUUCACUAAGAAACCUGACGAUUUCAAGCAUAUGGAUUUAAUAGCAAAUUUAGAAACGAUUUCGCUUGUUCCCACCUCUGAAGCAGUUAAUACUAAAACUCACGUAAACUUAAAGUGUGAGAAAAUGACGAGUCCGUUGAUACAAAAAUUAUUAGUACUUAACUUGAAUAAAACAUGGAAGCAAAGAUUAAGCAGACAUUAUUCGAAAGUAACCUCAUCGAACUUUUACGUGACAACACCAAUAUUCUACGUAAAUGCCGGACCUCACAUAGGCCACCUUUACAGUGCUAUAUUAGCCGACUCGUUGGCCAGAUAUAAGUCGAUGCUUGGGUACUCUGUGCAGCUAAGUACUGGCACAGAUGAGCAUGGAAAUAAAGUAAUGCGAGCUGCUGAGGCGUCAAAACUUCCUACCGAACAAUAUUGUAAACAGAUAUCGCAGCAUUUUAAAGAUAUGUGCCACUCAUUCGACGUUGGUUAUACAGAAUACAUCAGAACGACAGAGCCACGCCAUUCAAAAGCUUUACAUCAUUUUUGGAACGUGUUGAAGGAGAAUGGCCACAUUUAUUCUGGAAAAUACUCAGGGUGGUAUUGUGUAGCAGAUGAAGCAUUUUUAACUACCUUGCAAUUAAAAGAUAUCAAAGAUAGUGAAGGGAAAACUAUAAAAGUCUCAAUUGAGUCUAGCCAUCCAGUCGAAUGGGUUGAGGAAGAUAAUUACAAGUUUGGGCUCAGUGCAUUUCAAGACGAUUUGAAACAUUGGCUCCAGGAUGAUAGCGUAGUCCGACCGGCAAAGUUCCAUAAGAUUUUGUCAGACUGGAUUGAAGAGGGUGCUUGUUUGGAAGACCUUAGUAUUUCCAGGCCAAUUAAUAGGGCACCAUGGGGUGUUCCAGUUCCUGAGGAUGAAUCACAGAGUAUAUAUGUGUGGUUAGAUGCUUUGGUAAAUUAUUUAACAGCCCUUGGAUACCCUGAGAAAAGUUAUAAGAAAUUUUGGCCUCCUCAAAUGCAGGUCAUUGGGAAAGAUAUUCUCAAAUUCCAUGGAGUAUAUUGGCCAGCGUUUUUGAUGGCUGCAGGUCUUGAACCACCGCGAAGUAUAUUAUGCCACUCGCAUUGGACUGUUGAUAGUCAGAAAAUGUCCAAAUCAAAGGGUAAUGUCAUUUCACCAUUUGAUGCGGCAGAUUUUCUCACAGCAGAUGGUCUACGAUAUUUCCUCUUGAGAGAAGCCGUACCAUAUAGUGAUGCAAAUUAUAGCAAAACCAAAGCAAUCAAUGUGGUAAAUUCUGAGUUAGCAGACACUUUCGGAAAUUUGUUAAGUCGAUGUACGGGAAGUAUCAUCAAUCCUGGCAAGGAGAUUCCGCACCCAGCAGUAUAUGUGAAAGAGCUCCAAACGGAAGCAGCCAAAAGUCUGAUGAUCUCAUUACAGUCUUUGCGUACAGAGGCACAAAUUAGCUACGAAAAAUGUAACCUUCAUCAUGUUGUUGACUCAGUUAUGACUACGUUACACCUAGCCAACCAAAUGGUUGAACACCACAAGCCUUGGAUACUUAGGAAGCAAACUGAUGAUGAAUCGAAGACUAAAUUGAUGGGCACUAUAUCAUUGGCUUUGGAGAGUAUUAGAAUAUGCGGAUUGAUUUUAUAUCCUAUUGUACCUAAAUUGAGUGAAACCGUAUUAAACCUACUUAAUGUACCUAAAAGUAAGAUCACAUGGGAGGAGACAGUUCCAGCGUUUCUCAGUGAUGAGGGAUCGAACUUAGGAACAUUGGCCACUGAUAAACCCAUACUAUUUAAGAGGAUAAUGAAUUCAGAAGGGUGAAUGUGCUUGUUACAGUUCUUCACAUGAACUGGAAGUCUUAUAUUCAUACUAUUUACAGAGUGCAACAAUUUCUUGCAUUUUGAGAAACACGGUACCAGAUGGCAAACACGAUGCCGUAAAAAGUUAGUGUGUGAAUGAUUUGGGAAAUGGAAUGUUUGGAUAGUUAAAUAAAAAAUACAUUUUUAUUGUA